Molecule: messenger RNA, 6293 nt
Organism: Ipomoea nil (Japanese morning glory)
Lineage: Eukaryota; Viridiplantae; Streptophyta; Magnoliopsida; Solanales; Convolvulaceae
Product: callose synthase 11-like
Exons: 3
Coding region: 514-5841 (1775 amino acids)
Biological process (GO): (1->3)-beta-D-glucan biosynthetic process
Cellular component (GO): 1,3-beta-D-glucan synthase complex; plasma membrane
Molecular function (GO): 1,3-beta-D-glucan synthase activity
Source: RefSeq, a predicted model, not a curated record
CUCAUCCUUGCGGCAAAGACCUUCAUUCUCGUAGCCGUUUUCGUUCUAGCUUGCUCGAUGCUCGUCGCCGGAGAUCGGAGAGUGGAGACCAGAGACCUGCUCCAAGCCUCGCCUCCUCUCCAGUGGACCAAGGGGCCCCACACAGAGCGCAUUUACGACCCAAGAGAGACGCAUCCUCACUCGCGCCCUUGGGGAGUGGUCUUCACGCACCGCUAAUUGUAACCCCCACGUAUCAUCAAUUCAUCAUCUUCUUCUUCAACCUUCCGCAAAAGAAACCAGUAAACCACGCCAAGAAAGCCACAAAGGUCUCGCCUUUUUCUCCGUUUUUCAGUUAUGUCCUUUUCUUCCCCACUUAGAAUAUACAGCGUUUGUUUGAAUUAUGUGUCUAUAUGUGUGUGUAUAGAUAGGUUGGUACUACGUUAGCUGCUGCAGUGUUUCUGGGUUCGAGAAUUCGGUGGAGAUAAGGUUUUUAAGGAGACCCGUGGGGUUGAAUCUGGUGAGGGAGCAAAUGCGAUGAAUCUCCGGCAGCGUACUAUGUCCACGCGCGGCCGGGAGCAGCCACCGGCGGCUGCGCCGCCGCAUUAUGAAGUGUUCAAUAUCAUUCCGAUUCAUAACCUGCUGGCGGACCACCCGUCCCUCCGGUACCCGGAAGUGCGGGCGGCGGCGGCCGCCCUCCGCUUCGUGGGGGACCUCCGGAAGCCGCCGUUUGUUCAGUGGCGAGACUCCAUGGACCUCGUGGACUGGCUGGGGAUCUUCUUCGGGUUCCAAGACGACAGCGUGAAGAACCAGAGAGAACACUUGGUCCUCCACCUCUCCAACUCCCAAAUGCGCCAAUCGCCGCCGCCGCCGCCGGACCGCCUCGACCAAAACGUCCUCCACCACUUCCGCAAGAAGCUCCUCAAGAACUACUCCUCCUGGUGCUCCUUCCACUGCAAAAAAUCCCAAAUCCGCCUCCCCAGGACCCGCCAAGGCCCGGAGGUUCUCCGCCGUGAGCUUUUGUAUGUAUGCCUCUUUUUGCUGAUUUGGGGCGAGGCCGCUAAUGUCCGGUUCGUCCCUGAAUGUUUAUGCUUUAUAUUUCAUCAUAUGGCUAUGGAACUCAAUUAUAUCCUUGAUGGUCACAUUGAUGAGCAAACUGGGCAGCCUUAUAUUCCCUGGACUUGUAAGCAAUUUGGGUUCUUGGAUUAUGUGAUUACACCUAUAUAUGUUGCAAUUAAGCGCGAGGUUGAUAGGAGUAGGAAUGGGACUGCUCCCCAUUCGGCUUGGAGGAACUACGAUGACAUAAACGAGUAUUUUUGGAGUAGGAGGUGUUUCAAGAAGUUGAAAUGGCCUCUCGAUUCAUCGUGUAGCUUUUUCUCCCACGACGAGGAGAGAAGAGUGGGGAAGACGGGGUUUGUGGAGCAGAGGACGUUUUGGAAUGUGUUUAGGAGCUUUGACAGGCUGUGGGUGCUGUUGAUAUUGUUCUUUCAGGCGGGGGCUAUUGUUGCUUGGGAAGGGACGGACUAUCCGUGGGAGGCUCUGGAGAGGCGGGAUGUGCAGGUGGAGUUGCUCUCGCUUUUCAUAACGUGGGCUGGGUUGAGGUUUGUCCAGUCGGUUCUUGAUGCCGGGACUCAGUAUAGUUUGGUUUCGAGAGAGACUAUGUGGGUGUGUGUGAGGAUGGUGUUGAAGAGUUUAGUUGCUGCUGCUUGGACGGUUGUGUUUGGGGUGUUUUAUGCGAGGAUUUGGAGCCAGAAGAACGCUGAUAGGAGGUGGUCGGGUGAAGCUGACGACAGGAUUAUCGUGUUUCUAAAGACUGCUCUCGUGUUUGUAACCCCGGAGUUGCUUGCUCUGAUUCUCUUUGUUCUUCCUUGGAUCCGAAAUCUGCUGGAAAAAGCAAACAUCCCAUUUAUGUACUUGGUAACGUGGUGGUUCUACAGUCAUAUAUAUGUUGGCCGUGGGCUUAGGGAAGGACUAAUCAAUAACAUAAAGUACACGCUGUUCUGGAUUCUGGUACUGGCUUCGAAAUUCUCGUUCAGUUAUUUUCUUCAGAUAAAGCCCCUGGUCACCCCGACAAGGGCUCUUCUGGAUCUCAACAAUGACCCAAAUGUGCACUAUAAGUGGCACGAAUUCUUUGGUAGCACCAACGAAUUAGCGGUUGUAAUGUUGUGGCUUCCGGUUGUUCUAAUAUAUCUUGUGGAUUUGCAAAUCUGGUAUACAGUGUAUUAUUCAGUUGUUGGGGGCACAAUCGGGCUGUUGUCACAUCUAGGCGAGAUUCGCAACAUUGAACAGCUUAGACUCCGGUUCCAAUUCUUUGCAAGUGCGUUGCAGUUCAAUUUGAUGCCCGAAGAUCAGAGAACAAUUGCUAAGGCUACGCUGGUUCAGAAAUUGCGGGAUGCAACCCAUCGGCUGAAACUGAGAUACGGGUUUGGACAGCCGUACAAGAAGAUUGAAUCGAGCCAGGUGGAAGCCACUAGGUUUGCGUUAAUAUGGAACGAGAUAAUCAUAACUAUGAGGGAAGAGGACCUCCUUAGUGAUCAAGAGCUCGAGCUACUGGAAUUGCCACCGAACUGUUGGGAUAUUAAGGUUAUUCGCUGGCCGUGCGUUCUCCUGUGUAACGAGCUGCUGCUUGCUCUUAGCCACGCAACGGAGUUGGGGGAGGCACCCGACCAAUGGGUGUGGUUUAGGAUAUGCAAGAACGAGUAUAGGCGGUGCGCUGUUAUUGAGGCGUAUGAUAGCAUCAAAUUCCUGCUUCUAGAGCUCGUUAAAUAUGAUACUGAAGAGCACUCCAUCGUUGCGAAAUUGUUUAUGGAUAUCGAUGAUUGCAUUCGCUUUGAAAAAUUCACAAAGGUGUACAAGACAACAGUUUUGCCUCGGAUUCACGAGAAGUUAGUGUCUCUCGUUGGGCUCCUGCUCUUGCCGAAGCAGGACUUGAGUAAGGUCGUGAAUGUAAUGCAAGCACUGUACGAGCUUUCGGUUCGGGAUUUUCCGAAAGUGAAGAAGCCCGUGGCACAGUUGAGGCAGGAAGGCCUUGCGCCUCUUAACCAGGAUACCACCACCGGGUUUCUGUUUGAAAAUGCUGUUGCGUUCCCCGACAUUCAAGAUGCUUUCUUUUAUAGGCAACUACGUCGUCUCCAGGCAAUUCUCACUUCCCGAGAUUCAAUGCAUAAUGUUCCGAAAAACAUUGAAGCUAGACGGCGUCUUGCUUUCUUCAGCAACUCGCUUUUUAUGAAUAUUCCGCGUGCUACCCAGGUCGAGAAAAUGAUGGCCUUCAGUGUCUUGACUCCUUACUAUGAUGAAGAAGUAAUAUAUGGCAAAGAAAGUCUCCGAAGUGAAAAUCAAGAUGGUAUCUCUAUCAUAUUUUACCUCCAGAAGAUUUAUGAAGAUGAAUGGGAGAACUUCUUAGAACGAAUGCGUAGAGAAGGAAUGAACGACGAGAAUGAGAUAUGGCUUUCCAAAAUAAGGGAUCUUCGUCUCUGGGCAUCGUAUAGGGGCCAGACAUUAUCUCGGACUGUUAGGGGAAUGAUGUAUUAUUACAGGGCUCUAAAGAUGCUUUCUUUCCUUGACUCUGCAUCGGAGGUGGACAUAAGGCAUGGGUCACUCGAUAUAGGUUCGUUGAGUUCACUGAACCAAAACAACGGCUUUGAUGGGUUAGCCUGUGGAAAUCCAGCGUCUUCUCGAAAUCUCCACCGAGCAAGUAGCAGUGUGACACUUCUUUUUAAAGGACACGAGUUUGGCGCUGCUCUAAUGAAAUUCACUUAUGUGGUGACCUGCCAGGUCUACGGGGUUCAGAAGGCAAAGGGUGAUCCACGUGCCGAGGAGAUAUCAUACUUGAUGAGGAAUUAUGAAGCACUCCGUGUUGCUUAUGUUGACGAGGUUCACUUGGGUAGAGAUGGCGUGCAGUAUUUCUCUGUCUUAGUGAAGUACGAUCAACAGUUGAAGAAGGAGGUGGAAAUCUAUCGCAUAAAGUUGCCUGGGCCACUGAAGCUCGGGGAGGGCAAACCCGAGAAUCAAAACCAUGCCAUUAUCUUCACUAGAGGCGAGGCAGUUCAAACGAUUGAUAUGAACCAAGAUAACUACUUUGAGGAGGCACUCAAGAUGCGAAAUCUAUUGGAGGAAUUUAAACUCUAUCACGGAAUCAGGAAGCCUACUAUUCUCGGGGUUCGUGAAAACAUCUUUACCGGUUCAGUGUCGUCUCUCGCUUGGUUCAUGUCUGCUCAGGAAACAAGUUUUGUGACACUGGGGCAGCGUGUUCUGGCGAAUCCUCUUAAGGUACGUAUGCACUAUGGUCAUCCCGACGUCUUCGAUAGGUUCUGGUUCUUGUCUCGGGGCGGGAUUAGCAAGGCUUCGAGGGUGAUCAAUAUCAGUGAAGAUAUAUACGCAGGUUUUAAUUGUACUCUUCGAGGUGGCAAUGUGACCCACCAUGAAUACAUACAAGUUGGUAAAGGAAGGGAUGUUGGGUUGAAUCAGAUUUCGAUGUUCGAGGCUAAGGUCGCUAGUGGUAAUGGCGAGCAAGUUUUGAGCCGAGAUGUGUACAGGUUGGGGCACCGACUAGAUUUCUUUCGCAUGCUUUCUUUCUUCUACUCAACCGUGGGGUUCUUCUUCAACAACAUGAUGGUAGUAAUCAUGGUAUACGCGUUCCUGUGGGGCCGCCUAUACCUUGCGCUCAGUGGCGUUGAAGAUUAUGCGAGAAGCAAUGCCACCAACAACAAAGCCCUCGGGGCAAUUUUAAAUCAACAGUUUGUAAUCCAGAUCGGUGCAUUUACCGCCCUUCCAAUGAUCGUUGAGAACUCUCUGGAGCAUGGGUUCCUUUCGUCGGUUUGGGAUUUUAUAACGAUGCAGUUUCAGCUUUCUUCACUAUUUUUUACCUUCUCGAUGGGAACCCGUGCACAUUUCUUCGGUCGGACCAUUCUGCACGGGGGUGCCAAGUAUCGAGCAACUGGCCGUGGCUUCGUUGUUUCGCACAAAAGAUUUGCCGAGAAUUACCGAUUGUAUGCUCGCAGCCAUUUUGUAAAGGGGAUCGAGCUCGGUGUGAUUCUUAUAGUGUAUGCUUCGAAUAGCCCGUUGGCUAAGAAUACUUUCGUGUAUAUAGCUAUGACUAUCUCGAGCUGGUUCCUUGUGCUAUCGUGGAUUAUGGCUCCUUUCGCUUUCAAUCCCACGGGGUUCGACUGGUUGAAUACUGUAUACGACUUCGACGAUUUCAUGAAUUGGAUUUGGUAUAACCGAGGGGUGUUUGCAAAAGCCGAUCAGAGUUGGGAAACGUGGUGGUACGAGGAGCAGGAACACUUGAGAGCGACCGGUCUUUGGGGAAAACUGCUCGAGAUUAUCUUAGACCUUCGUUUCUUCUUUUUCCAGUACGGAAUUGUGUACCACCUGCAAAUUACCGGCAAGGACACGAGUAUUUCGGUUUACUUGCUGUCUUGGAUCUACAUGGUCGCAGCCGUGGCGAUUUAUAUCGCCAUCGCAUAUGCCAAGGACAAAUACGCCAUGAAACAGCACAUAUAUUACCGAGUGGUGCAGUUGCUCGUCACCGUGAUCACGGUACUCGUUAUUGUUUUAUUACUGGAAUUCACCAAGUUUACGGUUCUCGACUUCAUUACUAGUUUCUUGGCGUUUAUACCCACGGGAUGGGGUAUCAUCCAAAUUGCCCUCGUGCUGCGCCCCUUUCUCGAGACUAGCGUGGUUUGGGAAACUGUCGUCUCCUUGGCCCGUCUAUACGAUAUGAUAUUUGGACUAAUCGUCUUGGCUCCUUUGGCACUCCUAUCUUGGAUGCCCGGGUUUCAAUCCAUGCAAACGAGGAUACUCUUCAACGAGGCUUUCAGCCGAGGGCUUCAGAUUUCUCGGAUACUCACAGCCAAAUCUUCAUAAUCUCAGGGCUCGUGAAUGUGGUGCUCUUCAACGCACGCCUUCUCCCAUUUUUUGCUGUCCAACGAGGUUCACGCCAGCGCCCUUCUGCCAACGAAGUUCGGGUUUUUGAAUCCAAGAUCGUCGCAGAUUACUACAAUAACCGCGAACUAUGGUAACCGGAGUCCACGCCUACGUGUAUACGAAGGUGAGGAAUGACAUAGUCGGGGAAUAAACAACCCGUUAACUUCCAUGCUUUCUAGUUUCAGAUGAUCUUAGAGCAGCGUUGUAAAUACGAGUAGCAGGAAAACAUUCUGGUAUUUUAGAAUCGCGAUGUUUUUUUUUUUCUUUUGUCGAUCCGGUGUUUUAUUCUGUAGUGAUUAUUCCCCAUGUACAUGGCUUUUUUGGUUCAAUUUGCAGAACUGAGUUGGGCAUAAUGAAAAGUUUUAGAAACCCAUCCGGGAUUUAUUCCUCCA